AUGGCACCGAGGUUCCUCCGAAGUCUUAUUCCCCCCAGGGAGAAACGCAAUAAUGGUGGCACUUUGCGCGCUCUCAGAAGUUUGACAUUCAUACAACUGUUACAAUUCGUUACUGGUUGGUUGGCCUGGACAUGCGACGCCUUCGAUUUCUUCUGCGUCGCGCUUUCUGUUAAUACCUUGGCUGAAGAUUUUGAUAAGAAACCAGGGCAAAUCACUACCGCCAUCACGUUGACUCUCCUCUUCAGGUCACUCGGUGCAGUGGUCUUCGGUAUUCUGUCAGAUCGCUUCGGUCGCAAAUGGCCCCUUUUCGCAAAUUUGGUCAUCGUGUGCUCGAUUGAGAUCGGAACGAGUUUCGUGAAGACUUUCCCCCAAUUCCUGGCCGUCCGUGCUCUCUUCGGUGUUGCCAUGGGUGGUAUUUGGGGUCUCGCCGCCUCCACAGCACUGGAGAAUCUGCCAGUAGAGCUGCGUGGUCUCGGUUCAGGUAUCGUUCAACAGGGUUAUGCAUGUGGCUACCUCCUUGCUUCUAUGGUCAAUCUCACCGUUAUCCCCCAUACCUCGCACGGAUGGCGUGCACUCUUCUACGCUGCAGCGUGCCUGUCAUCCUCUACGGCCAUCCUGCGCGCACUCACACCCGAGAGUGCAGUCUUCCUCCGCGCGAAAGCCCUUGAAAAAAUAAACGGUGGCCACGCAACGGGCGAUAAGACCAAGAUCUUCAUCAAAGAGACGAAGGCUAUGCUCAAAGCGCACUGGAAACUCUGCAUCUACGCCAUCCUUCUAAUGACCGGUUUCAACUUCUUGUCCCAUGGUUCGCAGGAUCUCUACCCGACCUAUCUCGAAACGUCCAAAGGUUUCUCCACCCAUUCUGCCACAGUUGCCACCAUGAUCUCAAAUUGCGGUGCGAUUUCUGGUGGCGCUAUCGCAGGUUGGGCAAGUCAGUACAUUGGCCGCCGGUUGACUAUCGUAAUCUUCAUCCUCUUGGUUGGCGCGUUCAUCCCGCUCUGGAUCCUCCCUACGUCAUUCUCGGCCCUUGCAGCUGGCGCGUUCUUCCUGCAAGUUGGUGUUCAAGGUGCCUGGGGCGUCGUCCCCAUUCAACUCGCAGAGAUGUCACCUCCGGCAUUCCGUGCUACAUUUCCGGGGGUCGCGUACCAGCUUGGAAACAUGAUUUCCGCGGCAUCUGCACAGAUCGAAGCCGUCGGUGGAAGCAACAUUAGAACGACAAUUACUGUGGACGGGGUGACCAAGGAUGUGCCCGACUAUGCUACGGUGCAAGGCAUCCUCAUUGGUGUCGUUGCUGCCUAUCUGAUCAUUGUCACUAUCCUCGGGCCUGAGAACCACGGCACGCAUUUCGAGAGUGCCAAAACGGCAUUUGAAGGUGGUGCUGGUGCGGACGAGAUGCAAGACGUCGGAAUGGGAAAGCCCCGUUCGAUACGCGAGCUGGAGGGAAAGGACGACGAUGAGGUCGUAUGA
Pisolithus orientalis is the source of this 1467-nucleotide messenger RNA. RefSeq names its product carboxylic acid transporter protein. Lineage: Eukaryota; Fungi; Basidiomycota; Agaricomycetes; Boletales; Pisolithaceae. The record is from RefSeq and is a predicted model, not a curated record. The transcript is spliced from 14 exons. Gene Ontology annotation, biological process: plasma membrane lactate transport. The coding region runs from base 1 to 1467 and encodes 488 amino acids. Gene Ontology annotation, molecular function: secondary active monocarboxylate transmembrane transporter activity. Gene Ontology annotation, cellular component: plasma membrane.